Pyricularia grisea is the source of this 1737-nucleotide messenger RNA. RefSeq lists its product as uncharacterized. The record is from RefSeq and is a predicted model, not a curated record. The transcript is spliced from 2 exons. Lineage: Eukaryota; Fungi; Ascomycota; Sordariomycetes; Magnaporthales; Pyriculariaceae. Bases 437 to 964 code for a protein of 175 amino acids. Gene Ontology annotation, cellular component: membrane.
GGCAACCCCAUAAUAGGAUAUCCUAGCCAAAAAAAAACACUGCAACAUGGGAUGGACCCAUCCAAUGAGCUGGUCGGGCUAGAGGAAACCAUAAUCUACAUUCAACCUUGGCUGGUCUGUAUUCUUUUUCUACCACGCUGUGGCCACACCCCCCGUCCCUUCUCCCCUUCUGGUUACCAGCUUGCUUGUGGUUGUUUUGAAUCGAAUCCAUUUCAAAGGCACUUGUUUUCUUUCUUUUUUUUCGUUUUCAAUCCAUAUUUUUCCUUUCCUCCUCUUCCCCGUACCCUUCACUUCAGCAAACUCCACGGCGGGCCCUUGACCUUAACUCUUUUCUUUCUUUCUUAUAUAUACCCGUGAACCAGAAUCCCCCAUUUUCUAUCGGGUCUCUUCGGUUUCCUACACUGUCAAAUCUCAUCAGCAACAGAACGUCGCCAAGAUGAACAAAAUCCUCCUCCCUAUCCGGGCGACCCAGGCCCUCUUCUCGAUAAUAAUUUUGGGACUCGCGGGAUAUGUUGCCAACUGGUACAACAUGGAGACCACGGCAUCAUCACCAUCGCAGAUCAACUUCCUGGUCUUCAUACCUAUCAUGUCGAUCCUGUCACUCGGCUACGUCGAGGGUGUGGCCCGCUUCAUGCCUCGCAUCUUCAACCCCUACAUCGCCCUAGGAAUCGAGGCGCUCAACGCCCUCUUCUACUUUGCCGGCUUCAUCGCGCUGGCCGUGUUCCUCAACGGGCUCGUCUUUUGCCGUGGUCCCGUCUGUGGUUCGGCCCGGGCGUCAACGGCAUUUGGAGCAUUCCAAUGGAUCCUCUUCUCCGUCACGGGAGGGUUGACAGCUAAGGAGGUAUUCUUCAAGUCGGGGUUCGGUGGCGGCCUGGGGGGCCUCCGCAGGGGCGCGGGGGGCGCCCCGUCGGCAUCGGCCCCGGGUGGGCUCCCCCUCGAGAAGAAGGAAGAUUCCGCAGCCUAAUGGACCCGCUGGCCAGCCACUUUGCCGGAGGCGUCCGCUUCAAACACUCCCCCAUGACGCUUCCCCCCGUCCCGGCCUCGUCGGGUCACCGCUCCCGCCCCUCGCUCGAGGUGCACUGGAAGAAGGCCGCCCUGGCCUGGGACAGGCGGGCCUCGUUCAUCGACACGGAGCUCGGCGAGUUCAUCGGGGACGACGUCAAGGGGGACGGCUUGUUCAGGUAUCGUGAUCACUUUUACGACUGCGACAUCGGCGACGGCAAUGGUGGCGGCGGCGGUGGCGGCGACGACGACUACAAAGACAAGGAUAAACACGACGUGGAGGACGACCCCGCAAGCAUCAAGAUUGAAGUUACCGGUAUGGGCAGUGGCGAUGGUGAUGUCGGCGGCGAUGAGGAAAUGGCUCUUCCGAGAAAGAAGAAGCCGGUGCUCAAAAGGGGCUCCGUUAGUGUAGUGACUCCUUUCAAAGGAUCAAGGGUUCUGAUCUGAUCUUGGACGGGUGUCGUCGAUGUUCAUUGUACUAAGAUAUUAAAAACACCAAAAACAGCUGUGCUGGGGGGAAAUAUUAUUUUUUACUUUGGACAAAUCUACUAGUGCGUGCGCGUCUUUCAUUUCUUUUUUGGGGGAGAACAUGGAUUGGGCAACUACUGGUAUCGCGGGUUUUGGUGCUUUUCUAUAUACUUUAUUUCAUGGUUUCCUGUGUUAUGGGUGUUAUUCUACUUGUUUGGGAGUGUCUUGUAUGAUGGUGUGUACUAGUCUAUGUAGUCAAUAUUAACC